Molecule: messenger RNA, 817 nt
Organism: Humulus lupulus (European hop)
Lineage: Eukaryota; Viridiplantae; Streptophyta; Magnoliopsida; Rosales; Cannabaceae
Product: structure-specific endonuclease subunit SLX1
Exons: 4
Coding region: 201-758 (185 amino acids)
Biological process (GO): double-strand break repair via homologous recombination
Cellular component (GO): Slx1-Slx4 complex
Molecular function (GO): 5'-flap endonuclease activity; crossover junction DNA endonuclease activity
Source: RefSeq, a predicted model, not a curated record
UCUUAUACAAAACUAACUUUUAGGACGUAAGUGUAUGUAUGGUAGAAUUUCCCGAAACCUUUUAUUGCUAAGAAUUUCUUAUUACAAGAUUUUUUUUUUGAAAAUAAAUUAUUUUUUAGGGAUAUAUAAACCCAGAAAUUUGAAACCAUGAAUCCUUGAUACCAAAAAAUGGAUCCAAAUCGAUAAACCUACCAGAAAUCAUGACGACACGGCUCUCAGCCUUAUUCCCUUCUGUCAAGCCUUCAAAAGCAAAACCAAUUUCCACAAAGCCAUCGUCAUCGUCGUCCACACCACCACCAUCAACAUCGAUCAAAUCAGAAGCAAAACCAUGGUCUGUGUAUCUCAUUAUUUCCACAAACGCCCCGAUCAAGACCUACGUCGGUGUCACCACCUGCUUCUCUCGCCGCAGAUUGAAACAACAUAACGGUGAGCUUAAAGGUGGUGCAAAAGCAACCCGCUCUGGAAGGCCAUGGAUUUCUGCAUGCUUGAUUGAAGGUUUCAAGGACCAAAGUGAAGCUUCAGAGUUUGAAUCCAAAUGGAAAACUUUCUCUAGAAAGUUGCCUCGCAAAAAGGAGAGCGAGGAGAGAAAUGACGGGGAAAAGCAAUUAACAGGCAGUUCACUUCGUUUGUUACAACACAGGCUAGCAGCUUUGAAUAGAGUUGAAGAUUCUACUAAAGCAAAAGUGAAACAGAAACUCAAGAAAGAACCUUUACGCCUUCUUGAUCAAAAGGAGGACAAUCAACUGAUAACAGAUUGAUGUGUUAGAAGGAUUCAACGAGUUAAUGAUUGAAGGAUAUUCCUCAAGAAGGCACUCAC